This is a messenger RNA of Acanthaster planci (crown-of-thorns starfish), 1344 nucleotides long. It is a transcript of the gene eea1, whose product is annotated as early endosome antigen 1. Gene Ontology annotation, cellular component: early endosome. Gene Ontology annotation, biological process: endocytosis. Gene Ontology annotation, molecular function: 1-phosphatidylinositol binding; metal ion binding. The record is from RefSeq and is a predicted model, not a curated record. NCBI's taxonomy places the organism in Eukaryota, Metazoa, Echinodermata, Asteroidea, Valvatida, Acanthasteridae.
AUGGUGAAAGAAAUCCCUGAUGGACAAGAGAAGUGUAAGGCCCUUCAGAAAGAGUUGGAGAAUCUCCAUGAGACGCUGACAAAGACGGAGGAAUCCUUGGAGAGAGUACGAGGGAGUGAAGCAUCGCUCAUGAGCAGUGUGGAAGGACUACAGGAGGUAAAAAUGGUGUUGGAUGCCAGGGUGACUGAACUAGACGAAGAGUUGAAGGCUGAGAUUGGGAGAUACCAGUCUCUGAAACAGGAAGAUGCUGCCAAGCAGGUGGAAAUCGGGAAGUUGACCGGCAAGGUGCGGGAGUUGGAGGAGGCCAAGAUGUCGCUGGGUAAUCAGCUGACGGAGCUUCACACAGCGUCACAGCAAGAGAAAGAGGACAGAGCCAAGGAGGCGGCAGCCAUGCAGGAGGCCAAACAGCUCCUGAUCAAGCACAAGCUGGACCUACAGUCUCAGCUGAUGGACAAGGAGACCCAGCUGGCCAAGUUGGAGGCGGAGUUUGGCGAGAGCAAAGAGGUGGCGCACAAGGUGCAGACAAUGCUGAGGGAUGAAUCGGCCGCUUUGCAAAACAAACUAGCCAGUGAAGAACAAGCCAAGGCAGAUCUACAGCAUCAGAUGGAGGAAUUGGAGCAACGUUCCAACAUGCAGCUCAGUGCUCUGAAUGAAAACCUGGCUACGCUACGGAGCGAUCUCUCACAAGCCGAUACCAGGAAACAAGAGCUGGAGAAAGUUGUGGAUGAACUCAGGGGAGAAGCAGCAGUGCUGGAAGCAACCAUUCAGAAUAAUCAAGAUGAACGACGAACCCUCUUGGAAAGGUGUUUGGCCAGCGAGGGCGAUGUAGAGAAGCUGCAGACCAAGGUGGUGGAGCUCCGUCGGAAGCUGGAUGACGCCCAAGCGGCCAUGCACGAGCUGGGUCGGGAGAACCAGAACUUGCAGAUCGUCCAGUCCAAGCAGAUGGCUCGCAAGUGGGCAGAUGACACCGAAGUCAAGUCCUGCAUGGCGUGCGACAAAGCGUUCUCUGUCACUGUCAGAAGGCAUCACUGCCGUCAGUGCGGCAACAUCUUCUGCAACGAGUGCUCAGCCAAAUCUGCCACUAUCGCGUCUUCCAAGAAGCCAGUCCGUGUCUGUGAUAACUGCUACUCGGAGCUGACAUCAUAACCUCCCCCUCCAAGAAGCCAGUCCUUGUCUCUGACAGUUGCUGGUUGGGACUUUCACCUUCUUUAAUGGAAUCGAAAAAAUUCACGCCGUGAUUUUCUGUGUUUUGGAGCUGGGAUCGAGCACAGGCAAAGCAAUGAGUCUGCCAUGCUAACAUUCACUUCUUGAAGUUACUACAUGAGGAAUGCAUUCUUAAAUAUU